AUGGAACUCCAGGACCAUACGAUGAGCGAUUGGAGCCAAUACUAUUUACCACCUACAAGUGUGAACCACCACUUUCUCUUUAGUGAUUUGAAAAGCAGCUGUAUGUGGCCGCAGGGUAAAUCAGAUGCAUACUGCAACAUCUGGGCCGAUAUUGAACCGGCAAGAGUGAAAAGCUGUAGCAGUGGGUCUUUUGUUAUGGAUGCUAGAAUAAGACUGGACAGUUUGAAAUCUGGGUGCAAUCCACCCUUGCCUUACUGUGCCACCAGCAGGAUGUUGCACAAUUAUAGCUGUGAAAAACACUCUUGGGACAGUGAAGAGUUGCAGGAAGAAGAGACUGCUUUGGACCUGGUGGAAAUCCUUGACAUAGCGGAUGAAGAGCAGGAUGAGGAGAGCUGGCUGUACGAGUCUCCAAGGAAGCAUUCGUCUGUGGAGAAAAAGGAAUCUGCUUUUAAAUGGUGUCGACAUGUUCUUGAUAAUCCCAGCCCUGAGAUGGAAGCUGCAUGCCGUGCACUGAUAAAAAUGCUGGAUCAAGGCAAGCAAGCGCUACAGACUCACUCACCCACUCAUUAUCUUACAAAUAUCCUUGAUAUAAAAGAGGAUUCCUUUAAUGGCAUUCACUUUUUGUAUUGUCAGGAUCAAGACGUGAGCUCCACAAACGUCCUGCAGUUUCCUAUCAUGCUGCCAGUGUCCCUGUGGGCUCCUCUGUGA
Messenger RNA from Haplochromis burtoni (Burton's mouthbrooder), 708 nucleotides. RefSeq lists its product as uncharacterized. Gene Ontology annotation, cellular component: microtubule plus-end. Lineage: Eukaryota; Metazoa; Chordata; Actinopteri; Cichliformes; Cichlidae. The record is from RefSeq and is a predicted model, not a curated record. The transcript has 2 exons. Gene Ontology annotation, biological process: cytoplasmic microtubule organization; microtubule nucleation; positive regulation of microtubule polymerization. Bases 1 to 708 code for a protein of 235 amino acids.